Messenger RNA from Staurois parvus, 263 nucleotides. The record is from the annotation of a GenBank genome assembly. Lineage: Eukaryota; Metazoa; Chordata; Amphibia; Anura; Ranidae.
UGUUUUGGUGUCACUGGGGAUGUCAGUGACACCAACCAAAUUAUAGACAUUCUGACACUGGGGGGGACUGACUACCUGCCACUGACAUCCCCACAGCUGUGUGCUCUUUCACUGUGUGUGGUGGGAGUGCUUUACACUGUAAGCACACGGAUUUGUAUGGCUCUGCUAUGCAGGGCCAUACAAAGCAGUGUGCAGUAGCUGACAGUGGAGAGAUGUGUUGUUUAUUCACAGGUCUCUCACCUGUCUGAGAUACUUGGCGAUCA